Molecule: messenger RNA, 706 nt
Organism: Plectropomus leopardus (leopard coralgrouper)
Lineage: Eukaryota; Metazoa; Chordata; Actinopteri; Perciformes; Serranidae
Source: RefSeq, a predicted model, not a curated record
AGUUGCCAAAGAAGGUGGACAGCAUCACGCCGUACACGAUGGCUCUGAUCGCCAAAUACAUCGCUCGCCAUCGGCUGAGGGAGACGAGGCUGCUGGACACCAUCGCGGACUUCCUGGUGAAGAAGGCGGAGUACCUGGACAGUAAGGUGAUCCAGAAGCUGGUGUUCCCGUUCAGCAGGAUGAGCUACCGUCCGUCCAACGAGCAGCAGUUCUUCUCCAGGCUGGAGGAAGUGGUGGAGCUGAAGGCGCUCAGCUCACCGCUCGCCACCGUCAACAUCCUCAUGUCCCUCUUCCAGCUGGGACACUUCCCCGGCCUGGUGCUGCACCGCGUCUUCUCCUCCGCCUUCAUCAGCAACGUCACCAGUCAGUACCCAAGCAAAACCAGUACAACCAGUACAACCAGUUCAACUAGUACAACCAGUACAACCAGUACAACUGAACACAACCAGUGCAUCUCAGGACCUCUCAACAGAACCAGUACAACCUAUACAACCAGUACAUCCCAAUACAUCUCAGUACAUCUCAGUAUAACCAGUAUAUCUCAGUACAUCUCAGUACAUCUGAGUAUAACCAGUACAUCCCAGUACAUCUCAGUAUAACCAGUACAUCUCAGUACAUCUCAGUAUAACCAGUACAUCCCAGUACAUCUCAGUACAUCUGAGUAUAACCAGUACAUCCCAGUACAUCCCAGUACAUCUCAGUACAU